This is a messenger RNA of Tripterygium wilfordii, 1403 nucleotides long. RefSeq names its product vestitone reductase-like. Gene Ontology annotation, molecular function: oxidoreductase activity, acting on the CH-OH group of donors, NAD or NADP as acceptor. Lineage: Eukaryota; Viridiplantae; Streptophyta; Magnoliopsida; Celastrales; Celastraceae. The transcript is spliced from 4 exons. The record is from RefSeq and is a predicted model, not a curated record. Bases 127 to 1110 code for a protein of 327 amino acids.
GUAUUUGGUAACCAAACACGUGUGAUUCACUAACCGGCCUGAUACUCCUUAUUGAGACUAAAAGGUGGUGACGAACACAUCAUCAAAACAUCAGAAGUUGAAUUAAGAAUCAAGGAGAGGAGAGUAAUGGAAGGAAACAAAGGCACAGUUUGUGUAACAGGUGGUACAGGGUACAUAGCUUCAUGGUUGAUAAUGAGGCUUCUUCAGCAUGGUUACUCUGUCAACGCAACCAUUAGAGCCAAACCAGAACGCAAGAGAGACAUUAGCUUCCUCAAAAGUCUACCAGGAGCACUGGAGAAACUCCAUCUCUUCGAAGCUGAUCUUGGCGAUCCAGACAGUUUCAAUGCUGCCAUUGAAAGAUGCAUUGGAGUGUUCCAUCUUGCUGCAUCAGUUGAGCUUGAAGAUGGAGAACCAGAGGAAGUAGUGACCAGAAGAGCUGUCAAUGGAGCAUUAGGAAUCUUAAAGGCAUGCUUGAAAUCAAGCACAGUGAAGCGAGUUGUGUACACUUCUAGUCAAGCUGCUGUGGCUUUCAAUGGCAAGGAAGAAGACAUAAUGGACGAGACUUAUUGGACUGACGUAGAUUUAUUAAAGGCCAAUAUGCAAACUGGAAGCUCUUAUGCCAUUUCUAAGACAUCAACUGAGAAAGCAGCCAUUGAAUUUGCUGAAGAAAAUGGAUUGGAUCUUGUGACUGUAAUCCCUUCUUUAGUCGCCGGUCCUUUUAUCUGUCCUCAAUUCCCUGCUUCAGUGCGAAUGAUGCUGGCUUUGGUCUCGGGUGAUGAGAGUCUGUAUCAUGUUAUUUUCAAUGCAUCUCUGGUUCACGUAGACGAUGUAGUUGGGGCACACAUCUUCCUUUUUGAAAACCCUGAUGCCAAAGGAAGGUACAAUUGUUCCUCACAAAUGUCGACUAUUGUGGAGAUAGCUGAAUUCCUUUCUGCCAAAUACCCAGAGUUCCCAAUACCAACAAUAGAAUCUCUGAAGAAGUUCAAAAGCUUUAAAACGCCGGGUCUGUCGUCAAAGAAACUAUUGGAUUCUGGUUUUACGUUCAAGUACGGGCUGGAUGAAAUGUUCGAGGGAGCAAUCCAAUGCUGCAAAGAGAAGGGUUAUCUCUAGUUCAUAUAAUCGAAUAAGUUUGAAGUGUACACAUGAAACUGUCCACUUAUUGUCUGUCUGAUUCAAGGGAACUAAAUGACGUCUUGAGUGCCUAAAUUUUAGUAAUUAAUCAACUCAUAUAUGAUAUAACCAUUAAGAAAUUUGUUUAGGGUUUAGAAUCAAACCCUAAUUAGUUUUUGCAUUUCUUUCAUGUGUGGCUCCGCUUCUACCAGGAUGCUUUUAGCUUCUUCUUCUAUAAAAUCACUGCUUAAAGAGUUAAAGCAAAGAGACUGAAACAAUGUAACAAUGUAAUA